AUGUGGUCCAAGGGAGACGGAGGACUGGUGAAGCUUUAUCCCCAGUACGCCUACUGGGAUGUCGCUCCAAAUAGUGCGGAGAUGCUUCUCGUAGCUGGCGCCAUGGUUAUCUUUGCGGGUUUGACGUGGCUGAUGACGGGUAGCCCGUUCGGUUUGGUCUUCUCUGGGAAGCUCGCGUGCGCCAUCCUUGUGGCGAACAUCGUGCACGACGUGUACCGGCAUCUCUUCCGAGAUGCUGAGAGGACGAAAGCCAUGAAGACCACCGUCUCUGGCAUACCGUGGGUAGCCGCAGUCCUGGAGAGCUCUCUUAUACGGAUGGCUAGCGAAGGCGGAAGGGUCAUUGGAAUCUUGGAACGAGGUGAAGCGUAUGUCCUUGGGAAGCGCUUCGAUUGGUUCACGGGUAGAGCUGGGAAAGCACCUCAGAUGGAGGAAAGGAAGAAUACAUUGCAAAGAUUUAGCAUGGUCAUGGUCCUCAUGGCGAUAGCGACGCUCUACUAA
Messenger RNA from Gloeophyllum trabeum ATCC 11539, 498 nucleotides. RefSeq lists its product as uncharacterized. Bases 1 to 498 code for a protein of 165 amino acids. The transcript has a single exon. The record is from RefSeq and is a predicted model, not a curated record. NCBI's taxonomy places the organism in Eukaryota, Fungi, Basidiomycota, Agaricomycetes, Gloeophyllales, Gloeophyllaceae.